This is a messenger RNA of Ictalurus furcatus (blue catfish), 1686 nucleotides long. RefSeq names its product oxidative stress responsive serine-rich 1 (gene oser1). The coding region runs from base 445 to 1251 and encodes 268 amino acids. The record is from RefSeq and is a predicted model, not a curated record. Gene Ontology annotation, biological process: cellular response to hydrogen peroxide. Lineage: Eukaryota; Metazoa; Chordata; Actinopteri; Siluriformes; Ictaluridae. The transcript is spliced from 4 exons.
CGCUCUUGCAGAGUCACUCCGUGUAUUUCGAGUGUAAACAAGAGGUUAGAAGAACAAUCUAGAACUUGAUGCGAGUUAUUCUUAUGCGAAGUUUAGUUAAUAAUUAUUGUACGGAGAAACUUGUGUAUAUACAUAGUACCCAUUCUGGCACCAUUGAACAUUCCAGUGUAUCAAAGACGUUUUAAUACAGUAACCUCUGAGACUAUGAGCUAGUUAGCUAGCUAACAUUAGCUACUAAAGGGUUUUAUUAUUAUUAUUAUUAUUAUUAUUAUUAUAGGUUACGCCAGAGGCUACAACUGAACGACCAGGCUUUGAAAAGCUUCAAGCCUGGAGUCCUUGGAAUUUCUGAGGCCCUGUAAGGCACCACCAUGGACACUGUGAAGAAGGGAGAGAAAGAUUGUGAGGAGGAAACACUACAGACUGCCUUUAAAAAGCUACGUGUGGAUGCUGAAAGUUCUGUGGCUGCAGUGCGUGGGAGCGAGACUUUGGCACCCAGAGCCGGAACCCGACUCAGCACAGAUGGAACGAAACCCAAAAUCACUUCCCCUAAAGAGAACUGGCAUGGUUACAUACAGAUGCAGCCGAAAGUCCUCCAGGGGCUUAACAAGAAACCAGAGACGGAGAAGGUCCAAGUCUCCAAUCCUACACCCGCCCAAAUUCACCUACUGUAGCUCUAAAAUGCAAUUCAAACACAAGAGCCCCACAGAGCUGGAGGACACCAGCACCUCCCUGCUUGUUCCUGCUAAGAAGGAGCUUUUGUCCUCCCGUGCCCAUUCACCCAUCUUUGGUUCCAUGGGUUAUGACUCCAAUAUCACUUUGGAAAGCAAGAUUUCCCCUCUGAACAGAGUGGCAACCUUUGGCAAUGAGAACAACUCGGAGGGAAAGGAUGAAAGGACCAACAUUUCUUUAGAGGAGGCUCAAGCUCCAGCAGCUGACUUUAAAUCUCUGUGCCAGCUCCAGGAGAAUGGUGUGUGCCAGUGCACCAGCUGGCAUGGCAUGGAGGUCUACUCAUUCACUGGCCUGCGUGAUGUCAUUUCUGAAUGUGAAAUGAAGCUGCCCAGCUCUUCAGAUGCACCUCACAACACCAGAACAGUGAAUGGAUCAUCAGUGUCCACGUCACCGCGCUCCUGCUCCGAACAGGCACGUGUGUAUGUGGAUGACAUCACUAUAGAAGAUCUCUCGGGCUACAUGGAGUAUUAUCUCUACAUCCCUAAAAAGAUGUCGCACAUGGCUGAAAUGAUGUACACUUAAGCAAAUAAAAUAAUUUUGAGGUACACAAAAUUGGUUUAACAAAAAAUCUGCAAGCCGAUGCAUAUAGUACAUGAGAAGAUUAAAGAUAAGCAGUGGGGCACAUGUAUUAUAAAAGAUGGGACUGUUUAUUGAAAAUGAGUAGGCAUGAAGUUAUUAGGCAUGAAGUGGUAAUGAUUUCCAGGUCUUUUCCCCCUCUAUUUUUCAGUGUUCCAUUGUUCAAUAGACUAACACUCGGUGAGAUUUGUCUACUGUCUUUUUUUUCUUCUUUUCUUUCUGAUUAUUUUUCUGUUUCACAUGCCAUGCUGCCAAGGUUCUGUUGCAGGAAUUUCAGGGUUUGAUUUUAUGUGGCAUUUUUGCAUAUACCAAUAAUCAUCAUGAUCGCCUUCUUUAAAUUGUAAUAAAACACUCUUGUUAAAGGAGGGUGUUGGUUAUAGA